AUGGAGACGUCUUCAAUACAAGAACCAUUCGACCUCAUAAGACUCUCUCUCAGCGAACGCGUCUUUGUAAAGCUCAGAGGAGACAGAGAACUGACGGGAAUCUUACAUGCUUACGACGGACACAUGAACCUUAUAAUGAGUGAUGUUGAAGAGACGAUUAUGAUUGUAGACGAAGCUACGACCGCUGUCAAUGUGCGCGAUGACGACCAUGAGAUUUCCAGGCUAAUUAUUGAGCAGGUUGCAAAAAGAAAAGUAGAGAUGUUGUUUGUCCGUGGGGACGGCGUUAUAUUGGUCAGUCAUCGAAAUUCUGUCCUGUGUGCCUUGCCGCUCAAAUCGAAGCAGGUUUCUCCUCCGUCGCGAACGUGA
This is a messenger RNA of Mycena indigotica, 366 nucleotides long. Its product is annotated as U6 snRNA-associated Sm-like protein LSm3. The coding region runs from base 1 to 366 and encodes 121 amino acids. Gene Ontology annotation, molecular function: RNA binding. Gene Ontology annotation, biological process: mRNA splicing, via spliceosome; P-body assembly. Gene Ontology annotation, cellular component: Lsm1-7-Pat1 complex; catalytic step 2 spliceosome; U4/U6 x U5 tri-snRNP complex. Lineage: Eukaryota; Fungi; Basidiomycota; Agaricomycetes; Agaricales; Mycenaceae. The transcript is spliced from 2 exons. The record is from RefSeq and is a predicted model, not a curated record.